Molecule: messenger RNA, 2390 nt
Organism: Lecanosticta acicola
Lineage: Eukaryota; Fungi; Ascomycota; Dothideomycetes; Mycosphaerellales; Mycosphaerellaceae
Source: the annotation of a GenBank genome assembly
AUGAUGAACCAGCGACAGCCGGUCGCGACGGCGUCGCCCUACCACCACCACCACCGUCUCGAUCCAUACGCCGCCGCCGCCGCCGCCCAUCAUCACCACCACCUCCACCACCUCCACCACCACCACCACCACAGCCCUCAGUCGGCCGCUGCCGCCCACCUGUCGCCGGCCGCGUUCCAUCCGCCCACGACGCACUCGCUUUCGCACUAUCAUGACCCAGCCCUUGCGUCGCUGGCGUACCGACCGCUGCACUUACCUCCGCAGCAGCAAACGCUGCCACAGCCAAACCAACGCCAGCAGCAGCAGCAGCAGCAGCAGCAGCACGCGCCAACCGCUUCCGAAGCUACACAGCAAGCACCUCUCUCGUUAGCGCAACUCUCCGCCGGGCCAUACCACCACCAGCAGCAGCAGCAGCAGCACCCGCAUCCCUCUUUCCACCAGCACCAUUCCGCCUCACUCUCGCAACCAUCUCGUGCUGCCGCUCGUCAGCAGCAGACACAGCAACCCGCUCAUCUCCAGCAUCCGCAGCACCAACAGCAGUCCGCCAUGGCCGACUACGCCGGCGACGACCAGCUCGCCGAGCUCCAGAAACUCAGCGACAAGUACGAGCCCGAGCCGACGGUGUGUCCUUCCCUUUCCCUUCCCGUCCUCCCGUGUCGUCUGCGAGGUCAUGUCUGUCUGUUUAGAGUUGCGGCGCGGGUCGUGAAGACAGACCAUCGGCGCGAUGGAGAGACGAAAAACAUCCGAGCGCUGACCAUUGCUGAUCUCCAACAGGGGCCACUCGUCGGCCAGCGCCAACCGAGCACGGCAAUCACCACCGAGUACGCUUCUGCGGAUCCUGUCUAUCAAGCAAAGACUGCCGUAUGUCGAGAGCAACGUGACGGACAUGAACCACCUCCACUGACGAAACAUACAGGCGCUUCCACAGAAGUACUCGCAUUACCGGACUGUCCGCGGCGAUGGAAAGUGCGGCUGGCGAGGUAUCCUUCACAUGCAAUCAUCCACCCCUCUCGACCAUGUACUGAUGAUGCUGCAGCUGUGGGUUUCGGCUACUUUGAGUCGCUCAUCCGCCAUGGCGAUAGCAACACAUUCGCUAUCGAAGAAGCGCGCCUUCGCUCCCUCGGAAAUGUCAUUCAAUCGGCCGGCGUCGACCCGAUACUGAUUGAAGACUUUGCUGAAGAGACGUUCAACCUGCUCCGGGAGCUUUCCAACGCUUUGGCGACGGGCGAUGCAGACGACAUUUUGGUGGAGCGCUUCAACGAUGACAUGUUGCAGAACUAUCUCAUCACCCAUCUCCGAGUGAGUAGAACGCAGCUGCAGCUACUUUUCCGCAAUGUGCUGACCUCGGCCAGACCCUCACCUCUGCGUGGAUGACUACCCAUGAGGAGAACUAUGCGCCCUGGCUGCUGGGACAGACCGUCGAGCAAUACUGCAAGACCCAGAUCACGCCCGUCGCUGCUGAGAUGGACAAUGUCGGCCUUGCUGCACUCAAAGACGUCCUCCUGUCACCUGCUAGCAUCACGCUCGAAGUGCUCUACCUCGACCGCAGCGAGGGUCGCGAGGUAACGAUGCACCGCUUCGAUCCCGUGAACAGUGAGGGUCAGACUAUCGGCAGCUUGAGACUGCUCUAUCGACCGUGAGCAAUUUGCAUUGUCCCUGCCUCCUCAGAUUCUGACCGUGAUGCAGUGGCCACUACGAUCUCCUUUACAAGGAGGAAGAUCUUCCCGCCCCGCCACCACCCCAGCCUGCGGUGCCGACAUAUCUGCAAUAUGCAAGUCAAAGCUACGAGCCGGUGUACGACUUGGGUGUCUCGGACUUCAUGACCUCCAUCCCUGGGAUGUCGUACGCCAAUAUCCCACAAGGGAGCUGGAUGUCAUCAACCUACGGCACUGGCUCGGAUUUCUUUACUACGCAAGCGCCAGUGCAGUCGUGUGCCCAAACAGUGCCAACGCCAUCCGCGCCGGCACCUCAGCCGCACGUUCAGUCUCAGCCCGUCUAUGCUUCUGCCAGCACACCCACACCCAUGGUUGCACCGCCGUCGCACAUGCCACAUGAACUGGCGAUACGCACCAGCGUUCCCCAAGCUGCGCCGGGGACGUCUGACCUUCACUCGAGCGGAGGCCCUUUCCGACCCUCAGCUUGGCAGCUUGAACCCGACUUCGUGUCAGCGACAUCGCAAAUGCCGUUCCAGACUUCGAUUUUCAGGAAGUAAGUACCAAAGCAGUCGAUUUGUCAACGAACAUCAGACUAAUGAGAUGAGAAGCUCCCACUUCAAUACAGCCCACUUUCUGAAUCCAGACUUUCAACCCGAGCAAUGGGAUCCUGACGAUGAAUAUGCAACGACAUCCAGCAGUGGCAAAUCUAGCACGCGACACAAGAAUAGCGGAUGA